Sorex fumeus (smoky shrew) is the source of this 10524-nucleotide messenger RNA. RefSeq names its product FRY like transcription coactivator (gene FRYL). The transcript is spliced from 63 exons. Gene Ontology annotation, cellular component: site of polarized growth; cell cortex. NCBI's taxonomy places the organism in Eukaryota, Metazoa, Chordata, Mammalia, Eulipotyphla, Soricidae. Gene Ontology annotation, biological process: cell morphogenesis; neuron projection development. Bases 30 to 9266 code for a protein of 3078 amino acids. The record is from RefSeq and is a predicted model, not a curated record.
CCGCCGCUCCUGCAGCCGCUUGGGACGCAAUGUUGAGCCUCCAGGAUUCCGUGUUUUUUGAAAUUAGCAUCAAGUCCUUGUUAAAGUCCUGGAGCAGCAGCUCUUCAGCACCGGUCAGCACAGUGACUAAGAACUGCUCCUCUUCUAACUUUCAUUCCUCUUUGGGAAAAAAGAGUAUCAUCAUGUCAAGCAUUACGAUUGACCCGGAUGUCAAACCUGGUGAAUAUGUCAUCAAGAGCCUCUUUGCAGAAUUUGCUGUUCAAGCUGAAAAGAAAAUUGAAGUUGUAAUGGCUGAACCCUUGGAGAAGCCGUUGUCUAGAUCUCUUCAGAGAGGUGAAGAUCUUCAGUUUGAUCAGUUGAUAAGCUCUAUGAGCUCAGUAGCAGAGCACUGCCUCCCUUCCCUCCUCCGCACCUUGUUUGACUGGUACCGACGCCAGAAUGGAGCUGAAGAUGAAUCCUACGAGUACAGGCCUCGAUCUAGCACAAAGUCUAAGGGGGAUGAACAGCAACGUGAAAGAGAUUAUCUUCUCGAAAGAAGAGAUUUAGCCGUAGAUUUCAUUUUUUGUUUAGUUUUAGUUGAAGUUCUAAAGCAGAUUCCUGUUCAUCCUGUGCCUGAUCCCUUAAUCCAUGAAGUUCUAAAUUUAGCUUUUAAGCACUUUAAACAUAAGGAAGGAUAUUCAGGAACCAACACUGGGAAUGUGCAUAUUAUUGCAGAUUUAUAUGCAGAGGUGAUAGGGGUUCUUGCCCAAUCAAAAUUUCAGGCUGUGAGAAAGAAGUUUGUGACAGAACUAAAAGAACUGAGACAAAAGGAACCGAGUCCACAUGUGGUGCAAAGUGUCAUCAGCUUAAUAAUGGGAAUGAAGUUUUUCCGAGUAAAAAUGUAUCCUGUAGAAGAUUUUGAAGCAUCAUUUCAGUUCAUGCAGGAAUGUGCUCAAUAUUUCUUAGAAGUAAAAGACAAAGAUAUAAAACAUGCGCUGGCUGGUUUAUUUGUGGAAAUCCUUAUUCCUGUAGCUGCUGCUGUUAAAAAUGAAGUGAAUGUUCCCUGUUUGAAGAAUUUUGUGGAGAUGCUUUAUCAGACUACUUUUGAACUGAGCUCCAGAAAGAAGCACUCAUUGGCUCUGUACCCCCUAAUUACCUGCCUUUUAUGUGUCAGUCAGAAACAAUUUUUUUUAAAUAACUGGCAUAUUUUCCUACAGAACUGUUUAUCCCAUCUGAAGAUGCCAUCUAACAACAGUAUCAGAAAACAAAUAGAAACCCUCCAGAAUAAAGAUCCUAAAAUGUCCCGAGUUGCACUGGAAUCUUUGUAUAGAUUAUUGUGGGUUUAUGUAAUCAGAAUAAAAUGUGAAAGCAACACUGUAACUCAGAGUCGUCUUAAUAGCAUAGUGUCAGCACUUUUUCCCAAAGGUUCUCGGAGUGUGGUUCCUCGUGACACACCUCUCAAUAUAUUUGUGAAAAUUAUUCAGUUCAUUGCUCAGGAACGUUUGGAUUUUGCAAUGAAAGAAAUAAUAUUUGAUCUUCUCAGUGUUGGAAAAUCCACUAAAACUUUCACCAUUAAUCCAGAGAGAAUGAACAUUGGCCUCAGAGUCUUCCUGGUCAUCGCGGACAGUUUGCAGCAGAAGGAUGGGGAGCCGCCAAUGCCGACAACCGGGGUCAUUCUUCCCUCAGGAAACACGCUGCGUGUGAAGAAGAUCUUUCUCAACAAGACCUUGACAGAUGAAGAAGCCAAAGUCAUAGGAAUGUCUGUUUACUAUCCCCAAGUGAGGAAAGCAUUAGAUAGUAUCCUCAGACAUUUGGACAAAGAAGUUGGGAGGCCAAUGUGUAUGACAAGCAUACAGAUGUCCAACAAGGAGCCUGAAGACAUGAUCACGGGAGAAAGAAAACCCAAAAUUGAUUUGUUUAGAACCUGUAUUGCUGCUAUUCCGAGACUGAUUCCUGACGGCAUGAGCAGGACCGACCUCAUUGAGCUGUUAGCAAGACUCACAGUUCACAUGGAUGAAGAACUGCGCGCUCUGGCUUUCAAUACUCUGCAGGCACUAAUGCUGGAUUUUCCAGAUUGGCGGGAAGAUGUUCUUUCAGGAUUUGUCUAUUUCAUUGUUCGUGAAGUCACUGAUAUCCAUCCCACGCUUCUUGAUAAUGCUGUAAAGAUGUUGGUACAAUUAAUAAAUCAGUGGAAACAAGCAAUCCAGAUGCAUAACAAAAAUCAGGAUUCACAGCAUGGAGUAGUUAACGGAACCUCUCAUCCCCCUCUUCUGGAAAGGAGCCCAUAUUCCAGUGUGUUUCAUGUGGUCGAAGGCUUUGCUCUUGUCAUUCUCUGUAGCAGUCGACCAGCCACCAGGAGAUUAGCCGUCAGUGUCCUUAGAGAAAUACGGGCUUUAUUUGCACUUUUGGAAAUACCUAAGGGUGAUGAUGAAUUAGCCAUAGAUGUGAUGGACAGGCUGAGCCCAUCCAUUCUGGAGAGCUUUAUACAUCUCACUGGGGCUGAUCAGACCACUUUGCUGUAUUGCCCUAGCUCAAUAGACUUACAGACGUUAGCAGAGUGGAAUUCGUCCCCUAUUAGCCACCAGUUUGAUGUGAUCAGUCCAUCACACAUAUGGAUAUUUGCACAUGUGACCCAAGGCCAAGACCCAUGGAUUAUAAGUCUCUCUAGUUUUUUAAAGCAAGAAAACCUUCCCAAACACUGCUCUACAGCUGUGAGCUAUGCAUGGACGUUUGCAUACACCAGACUUCAGUCAUUGUCCCCCCAAGUUGAUAUAAAUAGCCCCAUCAACGCGAAGAAAGUGAGCACCGCCGCGAGCAGUGACUCGUACGUGGGGCUGUGGAGGAACUACCUGCUGCUGUGCUGCAGCGCGGCUAGUGCGGCCGCGGCCUCGUCCACAGGCUCCGUGCGCUGCUCUCCCCCCGAGACGCUGGCGUCCACCCCCGACAGCGGCUACUGCAUCGAUCCCAAGAUUAUUGCCGUCCCAUCCCCCUCAUCCUUGUUUAAGCACAUAGUUCCAAUGAUGCGCUCUGAGAGUAUGGAAAUCACAGAAUCCCUUGUUCUAGGUCUUGGCAGGACCAACCCAGGAGCUUUUAGGGAACUAAUAGAGGAAUUGCACCCCAUAAUUAAAGAAGCACUCGAAAGAAGGCCAGAGAACAUGAAACGGCGCAGGCGUCGAGAUAUUUUACGAGUACAGCUGGUACGAAUAUUUGAACUGCUGGCAGAUGCUGGUGUCAUUAGCCACAGUGCAAGUGGUGGCCUUGAUAAUGAAACACAUUUCCUCAACAACACUCUGUUGGAGUAUGUAGAUUUAACUAGGCAACUCCUGGAAGCAGAAAAUGAAAAAGACUCGGACACACUGAAGGAUAUACGAUGCCAUUUCAGUGCCUUAGUGGCGAAUAUCAUUCAGAAUGUUCCAGUGCAUCAGAGAAGAAGUAUUUUCCCUCAACAGAGCCUUCGCCACAGUCUGUUUAUGCUGUUCAGUCACUGGGCUGGUCCUUUCAGCAUCAUGUUUACUCCCUUGGACAGAUACAGUGAUAGAAAUAUGCAAAUCAACAGACACCAGUACUGUGCACUGAAGGCUAUGUCUGCUGUACUGUGUUGUGGCCCUGUUGCAGAUAAUGUAGGACUUUCAUCAGAUGGCUAUUUGUACAAAUGGUUGGAUAACAUUUUGGACUCUCUGGACAAAAAGGUUCACCAGCUGGGCUGUGAGGCAGUCACAUUAUUGCUGGAGCUGAACCCGGAUCAGAGCAACCUGAUGUACUGGGCUGUGGAUCGCUGUUACACGGGCUCCAGGAGGGUGGCUGCCGGCUGCUUUCGCGCCAUCGCCAACGUCUUCCAGAACAGGGAUUAUCAGUGUGACACAGUGAUGCUCCUGAAUCUGAUCCUGUUUAAAGCAGCUGAUGCCUCUCGAAGUAUCUAUGAAGUUGCUAUGCAACUUUUACAGAUCCUGGAACCGAAGAUGUUUCGCUAUGCUCACAAAUUGGAGGUUCCGAGAACAGAUGGAGUCCUCAGCCAGCUGUCCCCUCUGCCACAUCUGUAUUCUGUUUCCUAUUAUCAGCUGUCUGAGGAGCUAGCACGGGCUUAUCCUGAGCUCACUCUUGCCAUGUUCUCAGAAAUAAGCCAGAGAAUCCCGACGGCGCACCCCGCGGGCAGGCAAGUCAUGCUGCACUAUCUGCUACCCUGGAUGAACAACAUUGAGUUGGUCGACUUGAAGCCUCUGCCCACUGCACGGCGGCACGAUGAAGACGAAGACGAGUCCUUCCACGACCGAGAGCAGAUGGUGACAAGCAGGCGGUGGCUGCGAGGAGAAGGCUGGGGGUCCCCACAAGCCACGGCAAUGGUUUUGAACAAUCUGAUGUACAUGACAGCGAAGUACGGUGAUGAGCUGGCCUGGUCGGAAGUGGAAAAUGUGUGGACCACACUUGCGGAUGGCUGGCCCAAGAACCUGAAAAUAAUUUUGCACUUUUUGAUCGGCAUUUGUGGCGUGAACAGUGAACCAAGCCUUUUGCCUUACGUGAAGAAAGUGAUUGUAUAUUUGGGUAGAGACAAAACAAUGCAGUUGCUCGAAGAGCUGGUGGGUGAGCUUCAGCUAACAGAGCCCGUGAGCUCUGGCGUCACCCACAUGGACAACCCCCCGUAUUACCGCAUCACUUCCAGCUAUAAAGUACCCUCCGUCACCUCAGGAACUACUUCCAGUAGCAAUACAAUGGUAGCACCCACUGACAGCGAUCCUGAUAAUAAGCCAUUGAAAGAGAAUCUUGAAGAGGGCUACGUGCACCUCGACAUCUACGGUGGACUCAACAGCCAUUUAAAUCGCCAGCACCACAGGCUAGAAUCCCGAUAUAGUAGCAGCUCUGGAGGAUCUUAUGAAGAAGAGAAAAGUGAUUCAAUGCCACUUUAUUCUAAUUGGCGGCUGAAAGUGAUGGAGCAUAAUCAAGGAGCACCACUGCCCUUCCCGCCAGCCGGAGGCUGCUGGUCACCGCUGGUGGAUUACUUGCCUGAAACAUCAUCACCUGGAUUACCUCUUCACAGGUGUAACAUAGCCGUGAUCCUUUUGACCGACCUGAUUAUUGAUCACAAAGUGAAGGUGGACUGGGGGAGCUACCUCCAUCUUCUUCUUCAUGCCAUUUUUAUAGGGUUCGACCACUGCCACCCUGAGGUGUAUGAGCACUGCAAGCGGCUGCUCCUUCACCUACUCAUAGUGAUGGGACCCAGCAGCAACAUCCGCACAGUUGCCUCUGUCCUUCUCAGGAACAAGGAGUUCAGUGAGCCCAGGGCGCUCACGGUCAAGCCGGCGGCACACUCUGAUUACACUUUCACAGGUGUGAAUGAUUUUAUACCCGAUUACCAGCCCUCCCCCAUGACUGACUCAGGGCUUAGCUCCAGUUCUACCUCUUCUAGUAUCAGCUUAGGAAACAACAGCACCGCCAUCUCGCACCUGCACCCCACGAUCCUCAAUGAGGUUGACCUCUCAGUCGAGCAGGAUGGAAAAGUCAAAACCCUCAUGGAAUUCAUUACCUCAAGAAAAAGAGGGCCUCUUUGGAACCAUGAGGAUGUUUCUGCCAAGAACCCCAGCAUCAAGAGUGCUGAGCAGCUAACUACAUUUUUGAAGCACGUGAUCUCUGUUUUUAAGCAGUCAAGUUCAGAAGGGGUCCAUUUGGAGCAUCACCUCAGCGAGGUGGCACUGCACACGGCGCUCUCAUGCACGUCCCGGCACUAUGCAGGGAGAUCCUUCCAGAUCUUCAGGGCCCUGAGGCAGCCCCUCUCUGCAGCUACGCUGUCUGACGUUCUCUCCCGGCUCGUGGAAACGGUUGGCGACCCAGGAGAAGAUGCACAGGGAUUUGUGAUUGAGCUGCUCCUCACGUUGGAAUCUGCAAUCGAUACCUUGGCUGAAACGAUGAAGCAUUACGAUCUUCUUUCUGCCCUUUCUCAAACCUCGUACCAUGACCCUAUAAUGGGAAACAAGUAUGCAGCUAACAGGAAAAGCACUGGACAGCUCAACCUAAGCACAAGUCCCAUCUAUAGUAGCAGUUAUUUGGGAUACACCAGUAACUCGAGAAGUAACUCUUUGAGAUUAAGUUUUAUUGGUGACCGCAGAGGUGACCGGCGGCGAAGUAACACACUGGAUAUAAUGGAUGGACGGAUAAAUCAUAGCGGUAGUUUAGCGAGGACUCGAAGCCUUUCCUCCCUGCGAGAGAAAGGGAUGUACGAUGUGCAGCCCCCUACUGAGCCUGCCAACCUGAUGGCCACCAUCUUCUGGAUAGCAGCGUCUUUACUAGAAUCCGACUACGAGUACGAAUACCUCCUGGCUCUCAGGCUUCUCAACAAACUGCUGAUCCACUUGCCUCUGGAUAAGUCUGAGAGUCGAGAGAAGAUUGAAAAUGUACAAAGCAAACUGAAGUGGACUAAUUUCCCUGGCCUUCAGCAGCUCUUCCUGAAGGGUUUUACCUCAGUCUCCACUCAAGAGAUGACCGUGCACCUCCUCAGCAAGCUCACCGCCGUCUCCAAGCACACACUGGUGGACCCUGCCCAGCUGUCAGGCUUUCCUCUUAACAUCCUUUGCUUAUUGCCUCACUUAAUCCAGCAUUUUGACAGCCCAACUCAGUUUUGCAAAGAAACAGCUAGUCGAAUAGCAAAGGUUUGUGCAGAAGAAAAAUGCCCGACCCUUGUCAACCUGGCUCACAUGAUGAGUCUGUACAGCACACACACGUACUCCAGAGACUGUGCCAACUGGAUCAACGUCGUCUGCAGAUACCUGCACGACUCCUUCUCAGAUACCACCUUCAGCCUUGUGACUUACCUUGCAGAGCUCUUAGAGAAGGGUCUGUCGAGCAUGCAGCAGUCCCUCCUGCAGAUCAUGCACAGUCUCCUGAGUCAUGUUGACCUCUCUGCUGCUCCUGUCAAGCAAUUUAAUCUGGAGAUCAUAAAGAUCAUCAGCAAAUAUGUGCAGAGUCCUUAUUGGAAGGAGGCCCUCAACAUCUUGAAGCUGGUGGUGUCGCGCUCUGCAAGCCUUGUAGUGCCCAGCGACAUCCCCAAGACAUAUGCGGGAGACCUGGGCUCACCCGAAAUAUCCUUCACAAAGAUUUUUAAUAAUGUCUCUAAAGAGUUGCCUGGGAAGACCUUAGAUUUUCACUUCGAUAUAUCGGAGACGCCUAUCAUUGGAAAUAAGUAUGGUGAUCAGCAUAGCGCAGCUGGGAGAAACGGGAAACCAAAAGUUAUUGCCGUUACUAGAAGCACUUCUUCGACAUCUUCCGGUUCCAACUCAAAUGCCUUGGUGCCUGUUAGCUGGAAAAGGCCGCAGCUGUCACAGAGAAGGACAAGAGAAAAGCUUAUGAAUGUGCUCUCUCUGUGUGGUCCAGAAUCUGGUCUUCCAAAGAAUCCAUCAGUGAUAUUUUCUUCUAAUGAAGAUUUGGAAGUUGGAGACCCACAGACAAGCCUGAUAUCUGCCACAGAGGACAUCAUUCAGGAGGAGGAAGUCGCUGUAGAGGACAAUAGCAGUGAACAGCAAUUUGGCGUUUUUAAGGAUUUUGACUUCUUAGAUGUGGAGUUGGAAGAUGCUGAGGGUGAAAGCAUGGACAACUUCAACUGGGGGGUCCGCCGGCGCUCGCUGGACAGCAUGGACAAGGGGGACACGCCAUCCCUGCAGGAGUACCAGUGCUCCAGCAGCACGCCCAGCCUGAACCUCACCAACCAGGAGGACACCGACGAGUCCUCUGAGGAGGAGGCCGCGCUCACCGCCAGCCAGAUCCUGUCACGCACGCAGAUGUUGAACAACGGCGCUGCUGCGGACGACCCUAUGCCGGACCGUCCUGACUCGCUUCUCCGAUCUCAGGAUUCCACCGGCAGUGCCUCAGCCGAGGAAGCCCUUCAGAUCAGAGAUGAGACCCCAAGUUUGGAGGCUUCUCUAGACAGUGCUAACACCCAGCUGCCUGAGGACCCAGGUUCAGUAUUAAAGGAUGACCAGCUUCUUGCUACCUUUGAAGAGGAAGUGUCAUAUCUCAUUCAAGAGCAGGAUUCUCUAGUGUGCCGGGGGAUGCUUGAUUUAGAGGAAACGGAAAUGCCAGAGCCUCUCGCUCCUGGAAGCUACCCUGAGUCCAUCUGCGAAGAGGAUGUCACGUUAGCUUUAAAGGAACUUGAUGAAAGGUGUGAAGAAGAAGAAGCUGAUUUCUCUGGACUGUCCAGUCAGGAUGAAGAUGAGCAAGACGGUUUCCCGGAAGUGCAGACCUCCCCGCUGCCCUCGCCCUUCCUUUCUGCCAUCAUAGCAGCCUUUCAGCCAGUGGCCUAUGAGGAUGAAGAGGAAGCUUGGCGCUGCCACGUCAGCCAGAUGCUCUCGGACACCGACGGUUCCUGCGCCAUGUUCACUUUCCAGGUGUUCUCCAGGCUGUUUCAGAAAAUUCAGAGGCGGUUUGGAGAUAUCACUCACACAGCCGUCCACUUUCUCGGUGAAAGUCUGCAGCGCAUUGGCACCAAAUUUACAAGUUCCCUGGAAGUGAUGAUGGCAUGUUCAGAGUGCCCCACUGUCUUUGUGGACGCCGAGACACUGAUGUCAUGUGGCUUGCUGGAAACACUCAAGUUCAGUGUUUUGGAGUUGCAAGAACACCUGGAUACGUAUAACGCCAAGAGAGAAGCCGCUGAGCAGUGGUUAGACAAUUGUAAGAGGACAUUUGGUGCCAAAGAAGACAUGUAUAGGAUAAACACAGACGCACAACAAAUGGAAAUUCUAGCAGAACUAGAGCUCUGCCGGAGGCUAUACAAAUUGCAUUUUCAGUUGCUACUUCUAUUCCAAGCCUACUGUAAGCUUAUCAAUCAAGUAAACACAAUAAAAAAUGAAGCAGAGGUCACCAACAUGUCAGAGGAACUUGCCCAGCUAGAAAGGAUCCUCAAAGAAGCUGAGUCUGCUUCAGACAAUGAAAAGAUUGACAUUCCCAAAGCUGCACAGUUUACUAUAGAGACUGCCAUUCAUUCGCUCAUCGAAACUUUGAAAACUAAGGAGUUUAUAUCCGCUGUAACACAAGUCAAAGCUUUCAGGUCCCUCUGGCCCAAUGACAUCUUUGGCGGUUGUGAAGAUGACCUCGUGGAGACUCUGUUGCACAUCUAUUUCCACCACCAGACACUGGGCCAGACAGGAAGCUUCGCGGUGAUCGGCUCCGACCUGGACAUGUCAGAAGCCAACUACAAGCUGAUGGAGCUCAACCUCGAGAUCAGAGAGAGCCUGCGUGUGGUGCAACCCUACCAGCGCCUAGCGCAAGCCAAGCCCAUUGGGAAUUUGGUGAGCACCGGAUUCUGAGGAGUUGGGACCGAAGAGGACAAGUACUAAUAAGCACCUUCUAGGCACCCUUGCAAGUCACCCGGGAACCCUUUGUGGCGGCACCCACAACCCUCAUGUAACCGAUGCCUAACCUGAUCAAGAGAAAGGAAGGCUGGAAGAGCAAAGGUCUGAAGGGGGAAAGGGAAUCAUUUAGCAGCUGCCAACACCUCCCAUGACAACUGUAUAGAAGAGGAGUUGGGUUAUUGUUUUUCUUCUCUUUAAUUAACCUAUGUGAAAAGACAAGGGCUACAAGUGAUGCAAAUAAAAACAUUACUUUCUGGAGAAAGCAAAGAAUUCUAAGACUGUUUGCAAUAAUGGCCUCUAAUACUGAGACAAUGGAAAGCAGGUGAGAUGAGGCUGAAAUUGAGGCUGGUUCAUUUUAGCUGAAGACCUGCCCAGCUACUUGGAUUUCUAGCAGACAUAAGCAGCUUAGUCAUCUAUAUGAAGAACCUCCCGUCGGAUAGAUACAUAGAAAGACUGAUUUGCAAAAAAAAAAAAAAAAAAAAGAUUUUUUUUUUCCUUGAUUUGUGGGAUAAGGGUAUGGGUGGGUGUUUUUGUUUUUGGUCUGAUGGUUUUUUAUUUGUAUUUUUUGGUCUGUAUAAGGAAUUAUGUGUGUGUGAGCUGAGAUGUGUGAAUAUGUGAUAGUCCUAUUUUUCAAGGUAUGGAUGUUCGGUGAUGUCUCAGCAUGCCUCUAAGAGCACUGCAAGAUUAUUUUUGAAGAAAUUUUAUUUUAUUAGCGCUAACUCUUCAUAGUGUGUAAAUGUUAGAACAUUUUAAUAAUAUUUUGAAGCUGGGCUCUCCCAGUAUUUCGCAAAGAAAUAAUAUAUCUGUUAACGUAUUGGGCUGCUGCUCAGUUCUCUGAUCAGUGCUUAAGACACGAUUGUUGAUAACUAACCAAAGUAGAUGCCUGCAGAGACUUUAAAAUGUAAAAUAAAGACAUAUGCUGCCCGUCAGCUAUUCUCAUUAGAAAAGUUAACUUAUUUUACUCCAUAAUUAUAGAAACUGUAUAGAUUAAAACCAGUAUUUUCUUGUACAUUUGUGCACGGCACUGUUAUACAGGAAUGGGUGUACAAAGCUAAAGCAAAACUUGUGGUCGUUGAUGAUGAUCGACUGUAUGACUUGCAGGCCCCGAAAGUCUGCAGAAUUCCAGAAAAGAGAUGCAAAUACAUUUUUUUAUAUGUUUGUUCAGGACUCACACGUUUCACCCUGAAAGGAGCCUGGGGCUCAAGGCGGGGGG